Molecule: messenger RNA, 917 nt
Organism: Microdochium trichocladiopsis
Lineage: Eukaryota; Fungi; Ascomycota; Sordariomycetes; Xylariales; Microdochiaceae
Exons: 1
Coding region: 90-671 (193 amino acids)
Molecular function (GO): endonuclease activity
Source: RefSeq, a predicted model, not a curated record
UUCCUCGGAGAGAAACAACAGCGGAGCGGGGACACGGAGUCGACAACAGAGGGGAGCGUUGUCUUUUUUCUUUCUUUCCGGAGGAUGGGAUGCCGGGUGAGGCAUACGGACGGAUAGUGUGCUCUUUCUCUCCUGGGGAGGAGAUGUCGCGAGUGCGACUGUACCACGAGAGCCCGGGAGUGGGCGUGUGCCAACGGGUGUUGGGAAGGAUGUUUGUCCGGGAGGAGAUCGACUUUUCGGAGACGGGUUGCUGGCUGGCGAAGAGCAGCCUGACGCGGGGCGGCUAUGGGAGUGCGUGCGCGACGACACCGGAGGGUAAGAUCAGCGUGCUUCUGCAUCGGGUUGCCUUCACGGCCUGGCAUGGGCGGGAUGUGCUGCGUGGCAUGGUAGCUUCUCAUCUUUGCCGCCGGGCGGCUUGCUUCAAUCCCCUCCAUGUGGUGGAGGAGUCGCAGGAGGCGAACUUGCGUCGGAGUCACUCGUAUUGUGCGGGGACCUUUCGGUGCGCGUGGAGCGGUCAUGUUGUUGUGGGGUGUCCCCACGUCCCUAUGUGUAUGCAGGAGACGGUGGUGUCUUCCUGCUGUUGUGCGUCUGUCGUGCGCUUGUUGUGCACGGCCUCGGUGGACAUGUCGUGUCGAGGGGGUUUGUCUCGGCAGGGCGAGACCUCACUUUGAUGCUGAUGAGAGUGGCAGCAGGACCGAAGGGACGCCGGAGGAGGAGAACGAGGAGGUUUAUCUUCUAGUUGUCUUGGAUUCUGGGGGGAUCUGCACGCGUGGGUGCGCAUGGACGGGGCCCGUCCGGUUAUUGUGGCCUUGCAGAUGGCCAGUGUUCGUACCCUCCCGUGAGGGGUGGGGAUGGAUGUCGAGCGACUUGUCGAGUGUCGCCUACGAGGUAUGCAAAUAGCAGUGUUGCUUUGCGCC